CUUCCGUUAUUCUGCAAUCCUGAGUUGGCGAGUGAGUUCGUUUCUCAGCCGUACCACAGCGAAUGGAAGAGGACAAGAGGGAUUCGUCUGCCUCUCACGGAGGCGGCAAAACUGUGAAACAAUGCGAAUCAAUGAUUCAAACAGGCCGCCAAACUCCAAUCGCAAGGUUUUUGAUGGAAAGCAUGGAGAAAGCCGGUUGUCCUGUGGGGAACAAUUUCUUCAAAGCUGUAAAUUGCACGAAGAACGUUUCCGGCGGGUACGUCCCUGGUUAUGGGAUAAUAUUGUGUAUGAAUAAGAUUCAUCUACAAGAUGAGGUCAACCAGGUGAUAGCUCACGAGCUGAUUCAUGCGCUGGACGAGUGUCGUGCUGCCAAUUUGGAUUGGACUAAUUGUGCUCACCAUGCUUGUAGUGAGAUCCGAGCUAAUCACCUGAGUGGGGACUGUCAUUUCAAGCGCGAAUUGCUCCGAGGGUACUUGAAAUUACGCGGCCAGGGAGCUGAAUGCGUGAAACGAAGAGCUCUGUCAUCGUUGUCUGGAAACCCUCAUUGCUCCGGUGCAGCAAUCGCCGAGUACGCCAUGGAAUCCGUUUGGGAUAUUUGUUACAAUGACACACAGCCCUUUGACAGAGCUCCAUAA
Messenger RNA from Prosopis cineraria, 635 nucleotides. RefSeq names its product mitochondrial inner membrane protease ATP23-like. Gene Ontology annotation, cellular component: extrinsic component of mitochondrial inner membrane. The record is from RefSeq and is a predicted model, not a curated record. Lineage: Eukaryota; Viridiplantae; Streptophyta; Magnoliopsida; Fabales; Fabaceae. Gene Ontology annotation, molecular function: metalloendopeptidase activity. Gene Ontology annotation, biological process: mitochondrial proton-transporting ATP synthase complex assembly; mitochondrial protein processing. The transcript has a single exon. The coding region runs from base 63 to 635 and encodes 190 amino acids.